Messenger RNA from Symbiodinium necroappetens, 2343 nucleotides. NCBI's taxonomy places the organism in Eukaryota, Dinophyceae, Suessiales, Symbiodiniaceae. The record is from the annotation of a GenBank genome assembly.
AUGGCUGCCAUUUGGGAGGUUGUGGGUGGAGCCGACAAGGGUGGCAUCCUCGUCCGUGAAAGCUCGGACCUGUCCUCCGCCAUUUUGGACCGCCGCUUGGCGACGGGUGCCAAAGUGAAGGAAGUUCAGUGGCAAGACGGCCGCCUGGGCUACGAACUCGUCUCAGGCACCGGUCCCGCCAAGGGAUGGGUGACGGUGAAUCUAAAGGGCAAGGACCUUUUGGUACAGCUUGAGAAAGAGCUGGCUGAGUCCACCAGUGAGGGCGAGAUCCAGGUGGAAGCAAGCAGCGAGUCAGACGUGGCCAGCCCGACCGGCAAGGUGAACGAGAAGGAGCCCUCGAAUGACGAGAAGGAAGCCCUGAAGCAGUACCUGGACAAGUUCGGUGAGAACAGGACAGGCUCCAACCCUGGCUUCAACCGCAAGGCCUUCCCCUGGGCAGUGAACCACGCAGCAAAACGCACCACCCCAAAGGAAGCUAUCGAGGCGGCUCUCAUGGCGCCGAAGCCGAAGAAGGAGCGCAAGUCUGCACCGACGGAUGUGGAUUCCGAGGGCGAAGAGGUGCCAUUGUGCUGCAGGUGCCUGAUGCCGGUUGGGGAGUUUGCCUAUGAGGGUCGCGAAGGCCGUGGCAGCUGCGUCCAUGCAGAGUGCAUGGCACAAGUCCUAGUGGACGAUGCCCAGAGGCAGGAGGACCGACGCAUGGGCUGGGAGGCGGAGAAGAAGCUGAAGAGCCGCAAGGAGUACGAGAUCGGUUGGGUCAUGGACAGUGUUCCCAAGAACACGACCUGGGCUGAGCGCAUGGGUUGCAGCGCCACUCCUCAGGGUUUGUGCUGCCUUGUGUUCGAUGAGGUGACCCGGACUGUGAAGGUUGCACCAACUUUGGAGCCUGCUGCCGCAGUGAACCUGGAGUACCUGCUGUUGGCUUUGAAGGUGCGCAAGACAGCCUCCCGCGAGCCGUUGUUCUCCCUUGACCCAGUCGACCCACAGAACCUUGAGAAAACUCCGCAGAAGAAGGUGUAUGAACCCAGCUGGCUGGCCGGCACUAGCGUGGGUGAUGUCAUGUUCCAAGCCGACUACUUCUUGAAGGAGCUUGCCCUCGGCGAGUACGAGAUGCCUGUUUCCGGCAUGCUGAGCGUCUUUGAUUGGUCCGAGCUUUCCGACAAGGACAAAGCCUGGGCGGGGCGAGAGUGGUACGUGGUGAAGAAGGCCGAGGUGAGGUUAGCGCAGGACAAGACCCUGGUCCCUUUCGUGAAGAUGGGUGUGGAAGCCCACGAGCAAGUUGUUACCAAGAAGGGCCUGGAAGAUGCGGCGGUCACGGCUUCCACGCAUCCUCUGAAGAAGUUCGCGGACGCCUUCACUCGCAACUUCGACUUGAUAGCGGAGCGCAAGAGCGUAGUCUACCAUGUCCGGGAGUUGGCGAAGGCGUCCGUGCUGGCUAAAUACUUGGUCGACUCUCACACGCGCCUGGAUCCAUCUUGGUACCGGCUCGCCGACGAGAUUGUGAAGUCCACGCCGAAGGAAGCACAUCCAGAGAUCCCGCAGCUGUGGAACAUGCGCGGCAACUCCCGCAUUCAGCUGAAGAAUGGCCGGCUCAUUGAUAUGUUCACUGGUGGCCAGCGCAAUCUGCAGGCCAUCUACGGUGGUGUGGAGUUCGGGCUCGACCGCUUUGAGCUGGCACAGCGCCAUGCCCUCCAGGGCCAGACGGGUAUGCAAUUGGGGCAGUCGGGCCGACCCAUGUUCAUGCCCCAGCGAUUCCAGCUCGGACAACGGGCAGAGAUGCCGCAGGGUACAGAGUACAAGGAGUUGUUGGUCAAGGUCUUCGGCUCCCCGCAGUGCGACCGCACAGGCGAGGGUGAUUCUUUCAUCCCUCCGGAUCCCAACAUGGAGUACGCCGCCAAGCUCCGUAGCCUCAUCCACGAGGAGAAGUCCCUGCUGGAGCGCCGCAAGCUGCACUUCUUCGACCGCAGCUUCAAGGCAGGCAACCCGGGUACAGACUUCCCUCGCUCUUGGACAUCGCGCUUCCAGAUCGAGAAGGAUGGCGUGGCCCCCAAGUUCGAGGUCUCCAACAAGUCUGGCUUGAGCAAGGUUGAGUUCGACGACAGCUUCCGCAAAGUCUUGGUCUCCGACAUUCUGCCGACGGCAGCACCUGAGUUCAAGCAGAUCACGGAGGAUGGCACUGUGUUCCGCAUCUACCACAUCGGCAGCCUCGAGGUGCGUACCACGGAAGAGAAAUUCGGCGAGGAGCAGGUGGGCGUCCUGUUCUCGACGUCUGCACCUACCUGGAAUCUGGCAUCUAAAGACAGGUCCCAGAGCGUCGCUGACGGCGAGAAGAUUCAGAAUUGCAAG